Molecule: messenger RNA, 1214 nt
Organism: Lineus longissimus
Lineage: Eukaryota; Metazoa; Nemertea; Pilidiophora; Heteronemertea; Lineidae
Product: NADH-quinone oxidoreductase subunit B 2-like
Exons: 6
Coding region: 99-785 (228 amino acids)
Biological process (GO): aerobic respiration; electron transport coupled proton transport; mitochondrial respiratory chain complex I assembly
Molecular function (GO): 4 iron, 4 sulfur cluster binding; NADH dehydrogenase (ubiquinone) activity; quinone binding
Source: RefSeq, a predicted model, not a curated record
UAAAAUACUCAAGGGCACGGGACUGUCAAUUUUCAUGCGAUAAUCCGUACAAUGAACAUGUAGUCUGGACAAUAAUCUAUUCAUAGCAAUCUUUUAAAAUGAUGAGGAUGCGUGGGGCAUUCCAGCCGAUGCUAAUCACAAUCUUAAGACGGCAGGCCACUGCAACUUCAAUUUCAGUCCGAUGUAUACACGUCAAGACAACACAGGAAGAAAAUAAGAAUUGUCUCGGUUUAGUACCAUAUCGUCAACAGAGUACAGCAACAGAAGCCAGUGUUACAAAGAGAAAACCUUAUUCUCCAUUUCAAAGUACGAGUAACACAGCAGAGUAUGCUGUUGCGAGAAUAGAUGAUCUCAUGAACUGGGCUAGAAAGAGUUCUUUGUGGCCUUUGACCUUUGGUCUCGCAUGCUGUGCUGUUGAGAUGAUGCACUUUGCUGCUCCCAGAUAUGACAUGGAUCGUUUCGGUGUAGUAUUUCGAGCAAGUCCAAGACAAGCUGACUGCAUCAUUGUUGCUGGAACUCUCACAAAUAAGAUGGCUCCUGCUCUAAGGAAGGUGUAUGAUCAGAUGCCUGAACCUCGGUGGGUACUCUCCAUGGGAAGCUGCGCCAAUGGUGGUGGCUACUACCACUACUCCUAUUCUGUGGUGCGAGGGUGUGAUCGGAUUAUACCUGUGGAUAUUUAUGUACCAGGUUGUCCUCCGUCAGCCGAGGCUCUCCUAUAUGGUGUUCUCCAAUUACAAAAAAAGAUUAAGAGAAUGAAGCAGGCACAGAUGUGGUAUAGGAAAUAAACUUUGAUGUGAUCUUUAAUGCACUUUCAUUGUAAAUAGCUGUACAUGGGACUAUCAUGUAUAAGAAAUUGUCUUGCAAACAGUCUCCUUCAAAUUGAUCAGAUUGAACCUAUUUUUCAUAACAGUUUAACAUGCCACUUCAAAAUGGACAUUCUAGUGGAAAGAUUAUUGUGGCUUAGUUCUUAAACCAGAAGGCUGUAGCAAUACAGUUCUUGAGUAUGAAAAUUUCAACUGUGAUCCAUUCAUCAGCAUAUCUGAUAUCUAGAUUAAAAUUUUGUCAACUUUCAAAUAUUUCACAGUUUUUUAGGUUUAAAGUCGUCAAUAUAUUGGAGAUAGGAAGUUUUGUUGCAGUUUCUGAUAUGUACAUUUAUAGUUAGUUGUUUGUGAGUUUGUCAUACUAGUAUAAGCUUGAAUAAAUGAUAUUGUCUG